CCCCUUCCCUCUUAGACCACGCCUUCCGAGCCAGCUGGUGUGAUGUAGUUGUGCUUCCUUCCUUCCUUCUUGGGGAGUCAUGGAGCAGGAAGACCUGGAGCCUGGGUCCCAAGGUUGGCUAGGCGGCUGGUUGCCCGCCUGGCGCCCCACCUCCAUGUCGCACCUCAAGAAUGUAGAAGCUCGGAUCUUGCAGUGCCUCCAGAACCGAUUUGUGACCCGGUACAUCUCCAUCCCCAACCAGUCUAAGAUCUGGACUGUGUCACUCUCUCCGGAACGGGCCAAAGGGCGCACUCCCCUGGUGAUGGUGCAUGGUUUUGGUGGAGGUGUUGGCCUCUGGAUCCUCAACCUGGAUCAACUGAGCAGCUGUCGCCCUGUCCAUGCUUUUGACCUUCUUGGCUUUGGACGCAGCUCCCGACCCCCCUUCCCCCGUGACGCUCAAGGGGCUGAGGAGGAGUUUGUGAGCUCCAUUGAGGCCUGGCGCCGGGAGAUGGGCAUCCCCAACAUGAUCCUGCUUGGCCACAGCCUUGGGGGCUUCCUGGCUGCUUCCUACUGCUUGCAGUACCCAGAGAGGGUGAAACACCUCAUCCUCGUGGACCCCUGGGGCUUCCCAAUGCGGCCAACUGAUCCAGCUCAGGUCCGUACCCCUCCAACCUGGGUCAAGGCUGUGGCCACAUUGCUGGGACGAUCUAACCCUCUGGCUGUGCUCCGAGCAGCAGGACCGUGGGGUCCUGGACUGGUGCAGCGCUUCCGUCCAGACUUUAAGCAGAAGUUUGCCGAUUUCUUUGAGGACGAUACCAUCUCAGAAUACAUCUACCACUGCAAUGCUCAAACACCCAGUGGCGAGGCAGGGUUCAAGGCUAUGACAGAGGCGUUAGGUUGGGCCCGACGCCCCAUGUUGGAGCGUAUCCACCUGAUUCGCCGUGACUUGCCUAUCACCCUCAUCUACGGUGCCAAUUCCUGGAUUGAUACCAGCACUGGGGAGAAAGUCAAGCACUUGCGACCAGGGAGCUAUGUCUGUGACAUGGCUAUUCCGGGUGCCUCACACCAUGUCUACGCCGACCAGCCCCAUGCCUUCAAUGCUGCUGUGAAACAGAUCUGUGAUGCUGUUGACUGACUACACCUGGAACAGAAAGGAAAAGAUGAUCCUUCCUUUUUUGCAGGCCUCUCUCCCCAGAGCCCAGUUGCUGGGACAUGCACAAGGCGCUCCAUGCUUCCCAAGGAGCAGAGACAUCAGCUCCUCUAGAGUCAGUUGCAACUUGGUCUUGGAGGAUACCUUGCCUCUACCCUCACCCUUGCUUGACUUCCCCCUGAAACUUUAUUCUAUUUAAAGGUUGCAGGCCACCUGUGUUGGGUUAACUUAGACUCAAAUGGUUUUAUUUUAUCCCAAUGUCUCCUUGCUUCUUGGUUUGUUUUAUACUGUGCCUCUCCUGACCUGUCCACACAUUGCUUUCCUCAUAACUAUCUUUCAUUGUCAUUCUCCUCCUCCAUUUUCUCAGCUGUUGUUUCUUUUCAUUUGUUUUCAGUUCUUUGUUUUCCUGCAGCACCACUCACAGUAUUUUUGUGCCACAGAAAGCUAUUGUUAAUUUCACUGAUCAGUGGGCCAUGUAAUAGUAAACACGGAAAUGAGGUCUCUUUUUGGGAGGCAAUAGAAUGCAGAGUUUUAUUUUCUUUCUUGUAGAAGAUUAUAUUUUGUUGAUCCAUUUAGUCAAGACAUCUUGGUUUGUGAAGCUGGAAGCAGUCUGAUAGCUUCUUUUUGGUAAAGGCCAUCUUUAACCUCACCUAAGUCAAGGAGAUGGCUUGGACUGAGAGUGAAUAAUGGAUCAUUGCUUUCAGUUCCCUCCCUCCCUCCCUCUUUCUUUCUGUCUCUUCCUCCCACCUCCAGAGCAUACCAGUCUAUCACAGUAGACUCUUGAAUGUUAGUUGAUACCAUGUCUGUGGAUUAUGUCAUGUCUGUUCCAUAGUGGAAGAGCAUUAGCAGAAUGUGACAUAGACAUGACAAGAGACUCUUGGCCAUUGUGUGCCAAUGUGGAAGGCUGCCCAUGGCUUCUGAUGUCAAACAAAAGGACGAUGACAGAAGCUUCAAGUUGCUACCUCAUGUUAGGUUCAGGUAGCUGAGAUGGGGUGAGAAGGAAAUGCUGAUCCCCAGCUUUCACCUGAGGUCAAGAAGACAGGAAGAUCACCAGUUGUUCAACUAUGGUGUAGAGGCCUGGCAAAUCCUUCCCAGGCUAGUGGAGGACCAGAGAAGCUUGAGAUCCUGGAAUAAUGGGUGUCCUUCUAAGACAGGUGUGCAAACUACAGCCCUCCAGGUGUUGUUGAAAUCCCACCAGCCUUAGCCUGCAGAGCCAGUGGUCAAGAAUGCUGGGAGCAAACAUCUGGAGGGCUGCACUUCACUCAACCUGGUUUCAAGAGUUGAAUUUCCUGGCUGAGUAAAGCAGGAGGCAACUUCAUAUUAACAUAAUACCAUCCAUUAUGUACAGGGCUACCACUGUUUGUCUGGUUUAGUGCCCUCAGCCCCAACCAUUUCUGGUCUCUCACAUUUAUAAAAGAGAACAUGUUGUUCCUCUGUAGUUCCUUGGGGGUGAGAAUUCCAUGAUUAAAAACACACACGCUUGUGUGAAAAUUUGGGUGGAAUUCACCACAGUUUGUUCAUAUACUUUAUUCAGUUUUGGCAAAUGCAGGGGGCAGAAAUAUUUCAGUAACAAUCAAAACACUUUGUGACUUUUCUUGGCGCGACCGGUGAAGGAGAUGCACAGUGCCUGUUUUUACAGCAUGUAAAAAUUCAAUCUCUUCUGCUAUGCUGUCUCACUGCCCCAUCUAGUGGUGGCAAAGUUGGGCAAAGGAAGUCUCCAAUAGAUGCAAGCUUGUGGCUAAGCCUAAGUAGUUAGCCUGGGCUUUGCGUUGCCACCUAUGAAAUCCAUCCCUCUGUCUUAUACAAAGUGAUUCAAAAAGAAUGGUGCAAAACGUAAGCUGUUCUUAUUCAGUUUUGCACCAUUCUUUUUGAAUUGCCCUAUAUACACACAUGUCAACACCACACAGUCUCGACCAAGUGCCACUUUGGUGAGGGAAAAAAUCCUCAUGAUGCUUUAGUUUUAUUUCUAAUUUAUAAGGCAUUACUUGUCAUUGGGCGUCUUGUAUCCUGAGCUCUAUCCCCCACUGCAUGAAGCUUUGGCUGAGGUGGGGGAGAUAUGAUUAAUGGAGGCACUGAAAGAUUUGUCCCUGUCUCCUUGGGCUUACUGGGAGUUAUGGCCUUUUCUUUAUAUUUUUGGUAAAGCGCGUGUGCAAUGGCUCUGCGGUGCCAUAUUAAUGCCCUCUCUAACAUGAGAUGUGGGAGCAUGUUUGCUCCCUUCUCUUAAUCCCUUGCAUUUGUGGUGCUUUGUAUAAAACUGACUUUGGUUUGUACUAAAUUUUGUAUGUUUAAUAAAAUGAUUGUUCUAAGAAA
Molecule: messenger RNA, 3439 nt
Organism: Sceloporus undulatus (fence lizard)
Lineage: Eukaryota; Metazoa; Chordata; Lepidosauria; Squamata; Phrynosomatidae
Gene: ABHD4
Product: abhydrolase domain containing 4, N-acyl phospholipase B
Exons: 7
Coding region: 80-1114 (344 amino acids)
Cellular component (GO): lipid droplet
Molecular function (GO): phosphatidylcholine lysophospholipase A1 activity
Source: RefSeq, a predicted model, not a curated record